This is a messenger RNA of Dendrobium catenatum, 615 nucleotides long. RefSeq names its product sec-independent protein translocase protein TATB, chloroplastic. Bases 103 to 615 code for a protein of 170 amino acids. Gene Ontology annotation, biological process: protein transport by the Tat complex. NCBI's taxonomy places the organism in Eukaryota, Viridiplantae, Streptophyta, Magnoliopsida, Asparagales, Orchidaceae. Gene Ontology annotation, cellular component: membrane. The transcript is spliced from 4 exons. The record is from RefSeq and is a predicted model, not a curated record.
GUACGAAUUAUUUGACGGGAAUUUCCUCGAGCUGCGGAUUUAGAACUGGAAACAGGAGAGGCCAGGUUUUCUUUAACACUCCCAGCCUGCAAUUUCGUAGCUAUGACCGCGGCCCUCCUCGGCGCAGUGGCGCCAUGCUGCUGCUUCCGGACAAGACCAGUUCAGUAUGUGUCAUCUCCUUCCUCAGUUUCGAGCUCCAAGAACCAAGGGUUUCAUCCUGACGGAUCGUCUUCUCAGUCGGGUCUUCGUGUUUUUUCGCCAUGGAGAGGACAGACGCCUGUCCGGCACUCAUUCCCCAGUAAUUGCAAAAAAAUAGGGAAGAAGAGGAAGUCUAGAUGCAUGGUUGUUUAUGCUUCUCUGUUUGGAGUUGGAGCUCCAGAAGUUUUGGUAAUAGGUGUGGUGGCUCUGUUGGUAUUUGGACCUAAAGGUCUAGCAGAGGUUGCAAGGAAUUUAGGAAAAACUCUGCGAGCUUUCCAGCCAACUAUCAGAGAGCUUCAGGAAGUUUCUAGGGAAUUCAAGAGCACCCUUGAGCGAGAGAUUGGACUUGAUGAAGUUACGUCCUUAUCAAAUAAUGUCUACAGACCCAACUCAAUCUUUAAUGAAAACACUUACUAA